Pundamilia nyererei is the source of this 4432-nucleotide messenger RNA. Its product is annotated as RAB11 family interacting protein 3 (class II). Gene Ontology annotation, cellular component: endocytic vesicle; recycling endosome membrane; cleavage furrow. The record is from RefSeq and is a predicted model, not a curated record. Bases 474 to 3758 code for a protein of 1094 amino acids. NCBI's taxonomy places the organism in Eukaryota, Metazoa, Chordata, Actinopteri, Cichliformes, Cichlidae. The transcript has 14 exons. Gene Ontology annotation, biological process: regulation of cytokinesis; endocytic recycling. Gene Ontology annotation, molecular function: calcium ion binding.
AGCAUGCUGAAGCUGGAACAUCUGACAACUACCAGGAGCGGACCUGUCAUGGCAGAAAGGGAUAUAGUGAGUCCAGACGCAUUUCCAUCAGCACCAUAUUCAGUAUGGCCAGGAAAUCAGUAUGAUUUCUAGAUUUAGGUAAUGCUGUUCUCGAGAUGUGGGGGGCAACCACUGAAUUAAAAGUCAGAAAUAGAGUCUUAGGCGUUUUUUCUAAGCCUGCAUAUCUUCUUAGAACUAUUGUAGUUUGUACUUCGUAAAAUCACAAUAUCUGAUAGCAUCUUUUAAAUAAUAGAGGUGGAGAGCGCUUGUGGGGGCUCUCCACACUUGACUCACAAUUUCACUAGAGAUGUGCUGUGCCAUAUAGAAGCAUGGCAUUAAAAUUGAAGGAUUGGAUCUUGACAGUAGUGAGAUAAAAAUAAAUAGAUACAAAUCAGCAGCUUUCAUAGGUUUCCAAAGGUGAACAGCCAGCAUAAAUGGAGCCGACAGUUGUGUCUGGCCCUUUGGGGCACACGCAGUGGGAGCCAGAGCAGCCAUUUCCUCUUGGAUUUGAGACACUGGAUUCAGACAAUGCAGGUGUGCCCUGUCAAAACAAGAGUGAACAGACGGGUUUGGACUUCAGGAAUGGCGACCAGAACAACAUAUCCCAACAGACUCAGAAGGAAAAGGAUUUAGUGGACAACCACCUGAAUGUCUCAAAUCUUUCUUUUGGAGAUUUGCAGUUUGAGGGAGAUCACACCACUAUCUCCCAAACUUUUCUCCACAGUACUCACAUUAAGGAUUUGUCUUGCACAGAAAAAACAGAGGGACUUGAUGAAAUUAGUGACUGCACAUUGUCCUGGCUAUUUUCUCCCAACUUCGCUGAUGUGAUUGGAAAAAACUCUGCUCAAAAGGAGCUGACUCUUAAACGGGAUUCCCCUCUGGAGGACUUAGAAGUCCUCAGUAGUCGGGUUGCGCUAAUAACCCUCAGCGUGCCAUCAUCUCCAGUGAAGACCGAUACAGGGGAUCCAUUUUUGCUAGUAGAUCUCUCCAAUGAACAUCCUGCUCCCAACUCAGAGUCUUCAGGCGAGUUAAACCCACAGGGUGUCAGUGAGGAGCUGGUAAAGGUGCCAUGUAAGGAGCAGGUCGACCUCCCUCCCUUACAGAGCAGGGAGACUUUGUCACCUGAAAUUGGAGACAAAGGUUUAUUCCCUGAUCAAGUGACUGAUCUGCCUGUAACCAGUAGCGCUACCCUACAAGGUUUACCUGAGAACUGCCUCCUUCAUAACACACACAGCACACCGCUGGAGUGUUUUGAAGGAUCUGUGCCUUUGUUGGAUUUAGACGUUCCAGAUUUUGACAGCAGCCUAAGCCUGUGGCCUGCCAGUGCUGCCUCUGUUAUCUACACAGGAACUCCAUUAGAUGUAUCAUCAGAGGAGUCAGAAGUGGUACAUGAAGAAGCUGCUGUUAUUAGGAAUCUUACUUUAGAGCAACAAGGUGAGAACGACCUGCUUGCUCUGGGUUUAUUAAACGAACCUUCAUCACUGACACUGCCUCUGGUUGAAGAUGCCCUCAUCCAGGGUGAUCUCAGCAGUCAGAGUUCCUCUGUGGAAAACACGCCUAAGGAUUUGAUGGAAGACAACAUCUGUUCUGAAGUCAAAAAUCAGGGAAAUGAGGCAAUGGCUUUGGAUCCGUGCUUGACUGUUGAAGAGGUCCACGAUGACGAAUCUUGGGACUUGAAACCCCAGGAGGGAGUGCGGAAUGAAAACAGUCCAGCAGCUGAGGAGAGGCCGGCCGACACUACACAGCUCCAGGGUUCAGGCUGUGAUGAAGUGGCCUCUUUUGAUUUUUCAGUUCAGGAUUUAAAUACAACUUCUUCUGAGCCUGAGUGGACUAGUGAGCAGGCCGUGGAGACAGUCUCCCUCUCCAACAUGGUGGUAGAUGACUCACUGCCGAUGGUCUCAGCUGUGAGUGCAGGGGAGGAAGAAGUCUCCCCUCUGAAAGCUGUGUUCGAUGCUUUAGACCAAGAUGGUGAUGGCUUCGUCCGCAUUGAGGAGUUCAUGGAGUUCGCCACUGCCUAUGGGGCCGAUCAGGUGAAGGAUCUGACAAAGUUUUUGGAUCCAAGUGGGCUCGGUGUCAUCAGCUUUGAAGAUUUCCACCGUGGAAUCUCUGCCAUUAGCAAUGGAGGCCCGGAGCCACAGCUAUACAGUGUAAACUACAGUCCAGGGGAUGGAGCUGUCGGCUGUCAAGAGGAGUACGAUGAGCAAAAUGAGGUGACAGACAGUGCAUACCUGGGCUCCGAGAGCACUUACAGUGAGUGCGAGACCUUCACUGAUGAGGACACAGGGGCCCUUGUACCUCCUGAGAUGCACGAGGAUGUGGAGACGGACAGCGGCAUCGAGGCCACGCUACACGACCCUGAAGAUGGCAGCAACAGGUUUUCCCUGAACUCAGAGCUCCAUAACCACUCCCUGGUGACGGUCAUUGGUGGAGAGGAGGAGCACUUUGAGGACUUUGGGGAAAGUAACACUUCAGAGUUGCUGCUGGAGAGCACCACAGAAGGGCCCGAGGGAGAGGGUGACUCCCAUCUCACACAGACGCCUGAGCAAGUCAAUGGCUCAGCAUUGCGCUCCCCCAGUGCACCCACUUCUCCCCCUGGCUGCUUUCAGAGCUUCCUCAGGGAGGAGGCGCUGGACUUUUUCUGUAGCCAGUGUCACAAACAAAUAAGUCGUCUUGAGGACCUCUCCACUCGUCUCAGUUUCCUAGAGAUGACUAGCGCUGGCAAGCGGCUAUCCAGCAAGAAAGUGGCGAGACACCUCCUCCAGAACAGCUCGAUGACUCUGGACACCAUGAGCGACUUGACGCGGGACAUCCUGGAGCUGGCUGACAACGACAUCACAGACAAGGUGCUCCUCCUUGAGCGCCGAGUGGCAGAGCUGGAGAAGGAGUCCGAGGCUUCAGGGGAGCAGCAUGCACGCUUGCGCCAGGAGAACCUUCAGCUGGUGCAUCGGGCCAAUGCCUUUGAGGAGCAGCUUAAGGAGCAGGAGCUCCAAGCUGACGAGGAACUGCAGCAGGAAACCCGGCGUCACAAGGAGGCCCUCAGCAAGCUGGAGCGAGAGAGAGGGUUGGAGAUCGAAAACAUGCAGGCGAGGCUUCAGCAGCUGGACGAGGAGAACGGUGAGCUGAGGUCCUGCGUUCCUUGUCUUCGAGCAAACAUCGAGAGACUAGAGGAGGAGAAGCGGAAGCUGCAAGAUGAGGCUGAAGCCAUGGCCGACAGGCUGAUGGAGGAGACAGAGUCUCGCAGGAAGAUGGCCGACAAGCUGAGCCAUGAGCGCCACCAGAACCAGAAGGAGAAGGAGUCCACGCAGGAGCUGAUUGAAGAUCUGCGAAAACAACUUGAGCACCUACAGCUGUACAAAUUGGAGGCUGAGGCAAAGAGAGGACGUUCACCUGGAGCAGGGCUGCAGGAGUACCAGACCCGCACCCGUGAAGCCGAGCUGGAGCAGGAAAUAAAACGACUCAAACAGGACAACCGUACUCUUAAGGAGCAGAAUGACGAAUUAAACGGCCAGAUUAUCAACCUGAGCAUCCAAGGAGCAAAGAAUUUGAUGUCUGCAUCCUUCUCUGACUCCCUGGCUGCAGAGAUCAACUCUGUGUCUCGCACAGAGCUGAUGGAGGCCAUUCACAAGCAGGAGGAGAUCAACUACAGGCUCCAGGACUAUAUUGACAAAAUCAUCGUGGCCAUCAUGGAGUCCAACCCCUCCAUCCUCGAGGUCAAAUAAACAGCCAGAGGGACUCUACGGACUGCAAUUAAGAAAAUUGGAGAUAUUUCUAAUAGAGGAUAUAAAAAAUAUUCUGGAAGGAGAAAAUAAACAGUAACGCCCAACUCCCCCCAUCAGAGAGGAUUUAACAAACAGUUCAUGGCUGUCGUUGACAAAUAAGCUAGUUUAUUUUUGGUUAAGUACCCAUCGAGUCUGUGCUUUUUGUGAGGGUCUGUGUCGGCCUUCCUGAUAACACUUGGGUUCUGAUGACGUCCAUGUUGGUGGCUAGAGGGACCCAAGAUUCCCCGUUUGAGUGAAUGAAUGUGUGUGAGAGGGAAAUAUCCUACAAAGUAGAAACCCCUUUUCCAAACGAUGCUAGAGCUAAAACCUGAUCAGUUGUACCUAAAGGCCUUAAGUAAAAGGUGAUCAAAGUCUUCAUUAGUUAUGCCACACAUGCCUCAGUUCAGUCAGCGAAGGCUUGCUGGGAUGGUGGCAGCAUGAUGGCUCAGAUCAUCUGAGCCGCGCUGAAUCGUGUUUUUAAACAAAAGCCGUAUGAAGCGCCGCUCAGGAGCCGAGUAGAAUCUGUCCUUAACAUUUUAAAAGUUUGCAGUGCUUCGUAGCCCCGCGCGCUUCUUUCCUUUAACAGAGCUCAGCCGUCUUUUCCAGGAAACUUCUGCUGGGUCGCAGACAAGGAA